This is a messenger RNA of Paralichthys olivaceus (Japanese flounder), 3322 nucleotides long. NCBI's taxonomy places the organism in Eukaryota, Metazoa, Chordata, Actinopteri, Pleuronectiformes, Paralichthyidae. The record is from RefSeq and is a predicted model, not a curated record.
AUGUUUGGUCCACAGACAGGCAGAGAAGUCUACAGUUAGAGAGCAGAUGAACCUGACAGUGAAGUCCAAACUCCCUGCUGCCUCCCCCCUCUCCCCCCUCUCCUUCCCCCACUGCCUGCAGGCCCCCACUCAGAGGCUGGAGCAGUACUGCGAGGCCCUGGAGGAGCUGGGAGGGAUCAACGCCGCCUCCGACUCCGCCCUCCCUAUCCUGAGACACGCCCAGCGGCACGGCGAGGACCUCAGGGCCAGUGACCUCAUCGUCGGAUGUCCGAUCCCUGUGGCGGAGCGCGGCGAGCUGGUGCGGCAGGGCGAGCUGAUGGUGUGCGGCGGAGGUCGGAGGAAGCGGGCGGGCGUGAGGAACGUUUUCCUCUACCAGCACGUCGUCAUAUUCACCAAGCAGAAGAGCCCUGGACCAGGACGCACGGCCUACAGCUACAAACACAGCAUCAAGACGGGCGAGAUGGGUCUGACUCAGCGAGUGGGUGACGACGGGCUGAAGUUUGAAGUUUGGGUUCGUCAGGCUCCUCGGACCAAAGACUGCGUCACGCUGCAGGCGCAGGACAGGGAGGGCAGGGAGGCCUGGACCCACGACAUCGCUCAUCUGCUGUGGACACACGCCAUCAGCAACACAGAGCUGUGCCUGAAGGAGUCCCUGUGCAUGGGUAUCUCCAGCAAACUGCUGCUGGACGCGUCAGGAACUCCCGUCUCAGAGCUGGACUCCAUCUACAGCCUCAACGACAGAGUCCACAGUAGCUGCUCCGACUCCUCCUCCGUCGGCAGUCAGAAGGAGGGGGGAUCCCCGGCGUCUGGGAGGGACCCCAGGAGGAGCUCUGGCUCAACAAGUUACUCACAGAGUCAGUCUCCCUCCACAGCUGUGUAACCGCCAUCGCAAGAAGACAACUGGACCCUGGACUUUCUGACAACCUGAACAUCUCUCCCCCACCUGUGGGCGAGCCGACCUGGACUUCAGGGAGCAGGAACACAGACGAGCGCGACCGUCGGACUGUGUUUGAACUUCUCCCACAUGCUCGCUCUUCGUCCCCUUCACCCCUCGAAACAAAUAAAAAGCCAGCAGAUUAGCUCGAGCAGCACUGCACUGCUUGCUCCCCCGUUUUUAACCCUCCCACCUCCGAUAUGAAAGAAAACCAACAGAAAGCUGAACCCCCCCCCACACACACACACACACAAAAAAGAGAAGGAUCAAAACUGCCCCUGUUUAGAGCAUGACGAGCACCAGCAGGGCUCUCUGCACUCCGCCAUUUUGGAUCUGCCAGUCUCAGUUUCUGGCAGAGUCAUUGACACCAAAGGCACUUCAGCCACACAGUGCUGCCAUUGUCUGUCCCGCGGCUUCCCACUAGGCCAAACCACUUGGUCUGAACCACUGACUGCCCGGCUGGCUCACUGAACGCAUCACAUGCUCCAGCCUCUGAUAAUAAACAGGAAGUAAUGUGCGGGCCGUAAAUCCAGCGUACGAUUGCAGAUUUAGAAUGUAUUAUGUACUUUGUCAUUUUUUUUACAACGCUGAAUGGACGACUCUUCACUUUUUUUCUCUCCUGCCUGAGUGGAAAAGAAGAAAAAAAAAUGCGAAGCAUGGGCUAGGUGUGAUUGCAUCUAUGUAAAUGAGGCAGGGGUGGCGUGAGCGUGCGCGUACACACACACCAAUAGAGACGCACAGUGUCUCUCAACACAUGCAGUCAUUCUUAUUGUUGUCGGACAGUGGAGCACUGUUCACAUGCUCACACAUACUCACUGUGGCCAUUUUAGAGCCUGGUACAAAAUCAACGACAGGCAAGGUUACAUCUGAGCACGGAUUCUACGCUCUGCCUCGAUGAAGGACGUCUAUCACAUCCCACUGUUCUACAUUCUGUGCACGUGUCUGUUUAACGGUUUUCUUUUAAUAACAAGGAUCAACAGGCAAAUUUGUAUUUAGUCUUCUUUAAAGUGUAACUUGAACAUGUCUGACGUGUACCGAUAAUUACUUUAACAUCCAAUAUACGAUGCCAUAUUCUAUACGCCAAAGGUAAAACAUGGGUGUCUGUGAAAUGUUGAUUUGUGUACACAGAGGAUGGCAUCACUCUCAGAUCGGAGGUGGAUCUGGUUUUACUGGUUCCAUCCUUGCCACAAGAAAACACGAACAGAUUGUUCUUUAAAACAAGUAAUUCAAUCGAUCUGACCUCUCAAAGAGACUAUUUCUUUUAAUGACGUUGGGUUAGCGUAACUUAGCACUAAGACUGAAAGCAGAGGGAAACGGUUACUUAUCUUACUAAAUGUUCCAAAAUAACACGCAAUCAUUUCAUGCUAUGAUUAGCUCGGCCAAAGGUUUACGCAGUUAUCUCGGUCUUUGCUAAAACACGAUAAAAACACCUUUUCAGUUGCUAGCUGGUUCACUUGUUGUGCAAAGCUAUGCUAACUCUUGGCUGUAGCUUUGGACAGAGCUGGCUUCCUUGUUACCUUUUAGCUUUAGCUUGAUAUUGUUGAGACUAGAAAGUGAAAUCAAUCUUUUUAUUCUCGUAAACUAAUGAGCACAUUUUCCAAAAUUAUUGAACCAUUUCCUUUUGGUUAUCUUGUCUUAAAAUUAAUGGAAGAAAAAGAUAAAAAAUAAUGUCCACUUCAGACUUCAACUCUGAGUGGGUCCAUUUACAGAAAUACAUGUUCUACUUAAAAUUCCAAUUGACGCACCAGCUCUGAAUACGAACAAAACAAUCAACAAGAUAUCUGAAAACCGCUUCAACAUUUCAUACAACGAUGUAGCUCAAGUUUUAUGACGGCAAGGAUGUGGUCAGUAAAAACCAGUCGACACCCACUCGCCGGUUUAUUGUGCAUGUGUAUCUAACAAUAUCACGCUUAAGGUACAACGUGAAACCAUCAGGUGGCGGACGUCGGCAGCAGCGGGAGGUCACGCUCGUGUCUGCAGCCGUUUGUCACCCUUAUCAGAUUUAGCACGUUUCAUAUCUGCAUCCAAAUUCAGAAAUUGCAAAUGGCUAUCGAGCCGUUUCUGAAUCAAUAUGUAAUUUGUUGGCUCGGAGAAACCAAGUAUACUUCAUAGCCUUUAGCUGUUUGGUACAUUGCGUUAUAUCGGAGGCAGUGUAAUGAACACCAUCUUUCAUUCUUACUGCAGUAUAGAUUGUCAUAUGCAGAAUCCCUCACUUUUAUAUGCCACAGCAAGGCAGUAUUAUUGUAAAGAAACUUCUCUCUUUCUCUACGACACCCUCGGCCUGAUGUUUACAUUUUUUUGAAGGAAUGUUUGAAAUGCAUGUUAUGCUUAUACUUGAUAAUUGUACUGUUUUUUUUUGUGUUGAAUUAAAACUGGAUGGAAAACGUC